Molecule: messenger RNA, 2719 nt
Organism: Humulus lupulus (European hop)
Lineage: Eukaryota; Viridiplantae; Streptophyta; Magnoliopsida; Rosales; Cannabaceae
Product: putative disease resistance protein At3g14460
Exons: 1
Coding region: 1-2454 (817 amino acids)
Biological process (GO): defense response to other organism
Molecular function (GO): ADP binding
Source: RefSeq, a predicted model, not a curated record
AUGGGAACAACUGAAUUUCGGCAUCUUAAUGAGUUGAAGGAAGAAGCUUGCUUGAAGUUGUUUGUAAAGAUUGUAUCUCGCAAUAAAGAAUUUGUUGUAGAUUCGGACUUGGAAAGAAUUGGCAAAGAAAUUGUUAAGAAAUGCAAAGGCCUGCCAUUAGCUGUUAAAGCACUUGCAAGCCUCUUGCGCUUUACAGAUGUUAGGCAGUGGGAGAGAAUAGCAAAAAGCCAUAUAUUGGAUUUGCCAAUAGGAGGAGAAAAUAUUCUUCCAGCUUUGAGAUUGAGUUAUCAUUAUCUCCCAUCAUACUUGAAGCAAUGUUUUGUUUAUUGUUCCAUGUUUCCCAAAGACUAUGAAUUUACCAAGGAUGAGCUGGUCUCGCUGUGGAUGGUAGACAAUUUAUUGGAACAUUCAAGUGGAAAUAGGACAAGAAAAGAAGUGGGAUAUGAUUAUUUCGAUGAUUUGGUGUCACGAUCAUUUUUUCAACCUUUUACAAGUGCUUAUAAAAGAGAUUGUUUCGUGAUGCAUGACCUUAUGGUUGACUUGGCUAAUUCUGUUUCUAGAAAGAAGUUUAUUCACAUAGAGGGAAACAAGUCAUGCGAAAUUGAAUUGUUAAGGAAAACAAGACACAUUGCAGUAACCAUGAAGGCUAAUGAUUUCCAUGAGAUAUUCAAGUCAAUUUCUAAAGCAAUUUGUUUGCGUACAUUUUUUACUCUUGGCACAUACUUCAACGCUUCGAACGAAUUAGUGCAAUUUUUGUUGGAAGAUUUGUUGAAGUUGAAGUGUUUGAGAUUUUUAUCUCUGAAUGGUUAUGAGGAAGUCAAUGAAUUGCCUAAGUCAAUAGGUGAAUUAAGGCACCUCCGCUACCUGGAUCUCUCUGGCACUUCAAUCAAAGAGUUGCCCAAAUCUUUCUGUGUGUUGUACAAUUUACAGACAUUAAAGAUACAGGAGUGUCAAGAUCUCACUAAAUUUCCUAAAAACUUCCUUCAUCUCAUUAAUUUGAGAUAUCUCGACAUGGGUUGUCCUCAACUUUGUGAGUUGCCACCACUUGGGCAAUUACCAGCCCUCGAGACUCUUUGUAUUGAACACUGUGAUGCAAUAGAGACAGUGGGUCUUGAGUUUUAUGGGACUACUUGUACACCAUUUCCAUCAUUGGAAACCUUGAAAUUUGAAGAAAUGUCCAACUGGAAAGAAUGGUCAAUGCCAAAAGCAAAUGUUGAAGCCUUCCCAAAGCUAAAAUCACUUACCAUAUGCGUUUGUCAAAGCCUCACAGGAGAUUUGCCUGGUCUCUUACCGUCUUUGACAGAGCUUGAUAUUUUUGAAUGUCCAGAGCUUGGUUCUUCGCUCCCAAUGAUGCCAAAUGUCAGUACAGUAAUAAUCAACCAGUGCGAGAAGCUUGGAGGAUUCAAAUCAUGCACUGGUGCUCAAAAUUUUGAUCAAAGGUGUGUUCCUGCCAACUUGAGAAACCUAUACCUCAGGGAUUGUGGCAAUAUAGAAUUUUUACCGCCCUACAAAUACGAAUUCCUCCAAGAUCUUUCAGUUGAGUAUUUUUUCAGCUCCUUCGAAUUGCUUCACAUAGAUUUCUUUCCCAACAUCAGGAAUGUCGAAAUUCGUAAUUGUGCGAGUGUUGAGUCUUUCUGGCAAUUUAAUAGCCGCAUAAACUCUCUUUCUGCUCUCUCUGUCCAAGAAUGCCCUAAUUUCACAUUAUUACCUGAUAGCAACCUCCUUUGCCCAAUUCUGACUAAACUGGAGCUCUCACAGUGCAGCAAAUUAAGGUUUCUCCCAGAGAAACUGCCUAGUCUCUUACCUUCUCUGCAGAAACUAAUUAUCCGUGGGUGUCCAGACUUAGAAUCACUUCCUAGAUUUGGGUUGCCUCUCAGUUUGCAGAAGCUCACCAUUUACCGCUGCAAAAAGGUGAUAGCGUCUCGAAAGAAUUGGCAUUUGCAAGCACUUCCCAAUCUGAUAAUGUUUGAUUUUGGAGGUUAUGAAGGUGAAGAUAUGGUGUCCUUUCUAGAGCAAGGAUUUCUGCCGACAAGUCUUACCUCCCUUAAAAUUACCGAGGUUGCUUGCCUUAAAUCCUUAGACGACAAGGCGUUUCAAGAGCUCACAUCCUUGAAAGAACUAUACAUCUUUGGCUGCCUCAACUUGGAGACACUUCCAGUAAAAGGGUCGCCACCCUCUUUUGAAGGUUCACUGUCACCCUCUUUCGAAAGUUUCUUCAUGUCUCAUUGCCCUUUGCUGGAUGCCAAGUAUGAAUGGAAGAAAAACAACUCCUACCCCUCCUAUUAUAAAAAGAUUUCUUGCAUCCCUCAGCUUCAAGUUACCAUCAAAAGCCAGCCUCAAGUGCCUGUCAGUCUGCAGAAGCAAUCCUUUAGCUGGUUUGGGCCCAAAGCACUAUUCUUUCACAUCGCCCUAAUUAUCUUAUCUAUAUAUUUGUAUAUGCACUUCAAUUUGUAACAGCCGCAUGAUUGAAGAGAAAGAGUAGCCAGCCUUAGUGUAUUCCAUUUAUAUAUGCACCUCUUUGUGCUACUGAAUCAGCAUUUUUCACUUUUUAUUAUAUGUAUUUUCCAUUCAUUUAAUCAUUGAUGACAGAAAUGCAUUAGUAAAUGACAAUUUCUAUGUAAUGUUCCCUUUUAAGAUUUUUAUUAUAAGACAUUUUUUCUUAUUUACCAUAUACUACUUCAACAAUGGUGUAAAAUCCUGACAAGCGUGAGAAAGCUAA